AUGGCAGCGUCGGCGGAGACCUUGGGCCAGCAGCAAGUUGGCCUCGUGGGCGCCGGCCGCAUGGCGGAGGCUUUUGCGUGGGGACUCAUCCGAGCAAGAAAGGUGGAAGCUCAGAACGUGCUGGCCAGCGCACCAACUGACCGGAACGUCUGCCUCUUCCAGGCUCUGGCCUGCCAGACCACCCACGCCAACCGGGAGGUGCUGCAGAGUUGUCCCCUCGUCUUCUUCGCCACCAAGCCCCAUGUGCUGCCAGACGUCCUGCUGGAGGUGGCCCCCGUGGUCACUGCUGAGCAUAUCCUGGUGUCUGCGGCUGCUGGGGUCCCUCUGAGAACCCUGGAGGAGGUGUGCGCUUUCUCUGAAGCCCUGGCCGAGGGUGCCAUCCAGAUGGGCAUGCCCAGUGACCUGGCCCACCGCAUUGUCGCUCAGACCCUGCUGGGCACUGCCAAACUGCUGCUGCAGGAGAAUCGACACCCCGCCCAGCUUCGGACAGACGUGUGCACCCCAGCCAGCACCGCGAUCUACGGAAUCCACACCCUGGAACAAGGUGGGCUUCGGGCAGCUGCCAUGGGUGCUGUCGAGGCUGCCACCAACCGGGCCAGGGAGCUCAGCAGGAAGUAG
Echinops telfairi (small Madagascar hedgehog) is the source of this 618-nucleotide messenger RNA. Its product is annotated as pyrroline-5-carboxylate reductase 3-like. The transcript has a single exon. NCBI's taxonomy places the organism in Eukaryota, Metazoa, Chordata, Mammalia, Afrosoricida, Tenrecidae. Gene Ontology annotation, molecular function: pyrroline-5-carboxylate reductase activity. The record is from RefSeq and is a predicted model, not a curated record. Gene Ontology annotation, biological process: L-proline biosynthetic process. The coding region runs from base 1 to 618 and encodes 205 amino acids.